AUGUCUCUUCAUUUCUUACGAUCGUCAUCUUUACUUCAAAUACCACGUCGUUUCUUGAAAACAUAUUCACCCGCAAAUCCAAAUCAACUCGAACGUAUUCUUCAAUCAUGGUCUUCGAAAAUUCCUGUCGAACGUGCUUUGACCCUUCCAUCUGGUUUUUAUACAUCUCGGGAUGUAUUUGAACUCGAACGGUAUGCUGUCUUCGGACAGAAUUGGCUAUAUGCUGGACGGAAAGAUCAAGUAGAUAAAUCUGGUGAUUUUCUUACCGAUCAAUUUCUUUCCGAACCAUAUCUAAUCAAUGUGGACGCGUCGGGAAAUUUACACGGUCAUUAUAAUGUUUGUUGUCAUCAUGGUAUGCGUUUGUUAGAAAAGCAUCAAGGACACAUAGAUUCGAAUGAAAUUGUUUGUCCAUAUCAUGGUUGGGUAUAUGAGUUAUCGGGACGUUUAAAAAAAGCGUUACGUUUAAAAUCUAUUCAAGAAUUUAAAGCUUCGAAAAUUCGUUUGAAACCAAUCGCUAUCGAAACCAUCGGUCCGUUUAUUUAUUUGAAUUUCAAUUUUUCGAACCAUACAAAUAUCGAUGACAGCGGUCUUUCGUCUAUCAAACAAAUCCAUACAAAGUAUUUACAAUCGACUAAUUAUGACCGGCUUAUUUUCAUUACUCGAGAAAGUUAUCCAAUAAAAUGUAACUGGAAAAUCUUCGUCGAUAAUUAUCUCGAUGGCGGUUAUCAUGUUCCAUACGCACAUAAACAGUUGCAUUCGAUUCUAAACAUGACUGAGUAUAAAGUCUCUAUCGAAAGUAACAAAUCGUCUGUUCAAUAUUGUACCGGCACACAACGAACAGAAGGUCCUGUGGUUUUUGCUUAUAUUUAUCCAAAUUUCAUGAUCAAUCGAUAUGGACCAUAUAUGGACACGAAUAUUGUCGUACCAAUCGAUGAACAAAACUGCAUUGUUCAUAUGGAUUAUUAUUACGAUCCUCAAACAACAACUCAACAGUUAGAAGAAAACGAGCGAAAUGAUUCUCGUCGUGUUCAAAAAGAAGAUAUUUAUUUAUGUGAAAACGUUCAACUCGGUCUGCAAUCGAACGCAUAUGAUACAGGACGUUAUGUACCAACAGUGGAACAUGGCAUGCACAGUUUUCAUCAAACAUUAUUCAAUGAAUUAGAGCACUAUUAUCAUAAUUAUACAAAAUAA
This is a messenger RNA of Adineta ricciae, 1191 nucleotides long. The record is from the annotation of a GenBank genome assembly. NCBI's taxonomy places the organism in Eukaryota, Metazoa, Rotifera, Eurotatoria, Adinetida, Adinetidae.